Gaeumannomyces tritici R3-111a-1 is the source of this 681-nucleotide messenger RNA. RefSeq lists its product as hypothetical. The transcript has a single exon. Lineage: Eukaryota; Fungi; Ascomycota; Sordariomycetes; Magnaporthales; Magnaporthaceae. Bases 1 to 681 code for a protein of 226 amino acids. The record is from RefSeq and is a predicted model, not a curated record.
AUGCUCCCCCUCCUCGCCCUGUCCCACGCCCUCGCCACCCCCCUCCCCUCCGCCCCGGCCCUCUACGGCUUCAACUACAGCCUCUCCUCGCCCUCGACCUACCACGCCCUGGUGGCCUGGCCGCUCGACGCGGCCCCGCUCAUCCCGUCCGCCUCCAACGGCGCGCACCUCUCCAUAUCCGGCACCGACCGCGACCCGCGCACGACGGCCCCUCCCGUCCCCCACUCCCUCUUCAUCGAGCUGCCCCGCCUGAUCCGCGGCGGCUACUACAAGCGCGUCGACCUGCGCGUGGGCUGCGCGCGCGCCACGGCCGUCGACACGGCGCGCCUGGCCAACUUCAACGGGCGCUGCAACUCUGCCCAGAACGGGAGCGAGCCCGUCUGGUGCAGGGUGCCGCUGGCCGCCAUCGCCAACGAGCCGUCGGCCGGGUGCACGCCGGGCGAGACCUUUACCGACUGCAGGCGGUGGGGGAACCUGAGCGGGCCGGAAAAGACGCUCAAGAUUGCGCUGUGGGCGGGCGUGCACGUCGGCGGCAGGGACGUGCAGCUGUGGGGGCUGGGCGAUAGGUGCGUCGCCGACGAGCGCGUGAGGCCGACGCUGCAGCAUCCCACGUGCCCGGACGUCGGGGGGUUCGAGAUGACGCAGGAGUUUGAGGUUGGGGUGGUGUGCUCCAUGGCUUAG